Molecule: messenger RNA, 1346 nt
Organism: Linderina pennispora
Lineage: Eukaryota; Fungi; Kickxellomycota; Kickxellomycetes; Kickxellales; Kickxellaceae
Product: ferredoxin reductase-like protein
Exons: 1
Coding region: 308-1156 (282 amino acids)
Molecular function (GO): oxidoreductase activity
Source: RefSeq, a predicted model, not a curated record
GUACCCGGACUACUACCAGGUCAACGACUAUGCGAAGUCGACGUAGCUUUAGACUGCCACCGACUUCAAUAUAUCCAUUGGCUGCACUGAGCCCCAUCUAGAGUUUCAACUGGGACUGCAGAGCGCAAAUCUUGUUUGCUGGAAAUUUUUCUCAAAAUGGUCUGCCCGGCUCACAAUCUGCAAAGUCCGAACAGAGCCUGGGACAGCGACAUGUUGGCAGAUGUGAGGCGCUCUCCUCUCUACGCCUUCUUCCUCCCCCGUUAUCUUCACUUUGCUCACCUUUUCCACAUAAACGAAUUUCAGCAAAAUGGCAGCCGAGUCUAGCAAUCUCGUGUACAUUCUCGGGUUCCUGGUCGCCGCCGGUCUCGCCUACGUGUUCCUCACCAACAGCAAGGCCGCCGUGGCCGGCCCAGUCCUGAGCUCUGUCGAGUACCGCAAGUUCAAGCUCGUCAAGAAGGUGCAGCUGAGCCACAACACUGCCCGCUACCGGUUUGCGCUGCCUCGCGAGGAUGCUGCCCUGGGCUUGCCGAUUGGACGGCACAUCCAGGUGAUGACUGUGGUGGGCGGCAAGGAGGUUGCGCGCAGCUACACGCCGACGUCGACGGACAACGACAAGGGGUUCUUUGAGCUGGUCGUCAAGACAUACCCGGAGGGCGUGAUCUCGUCGCACCUGGCGGGCCUGAAGAUUGGCGAUUCGAUCAGCGUGCGUGGUCCCCGCGGCGCCUUCCGCUACACGCCGAACAUGGUCCGCCACAUCGGAAUGAUUGCAGGCGGCACUGGCAUCACGCCCAUGUACCAGAUCGUGCAGCACAUUUUGGACAACCCCGAGGACAAGACCCGGGUGAGCGUGAUUUUCGCCAAUGUCAACGAGGACGACAUCCUGCUGAAGGAGCAGCUCGACAAGUGGGCCAGCGAGCACGAGGGCUUUGAGAUCAGCUAUGUCCUGAACAACCCGCCUGAGGGAUGGACCGGCGGCGUCGGCUUUGUCACCAAGGACAUGAUCCAGAAGAGCCUGCCAGCGCCUGCCGAGGACAUCAAGGUCCUGCUGUGCGGCCCGCCGCCCAUGGUCAAGGCGAUGGAUGCCAACCUGACCGAGCUCGGCUACGACAAGGCGCGCAUCAUUUCCAAGCCCGAGGACCAGGUCUUCAAGUUCUAAAUCCGAGUAUUUUUCACAUGACACAUGUCUGAAAUCUAAGAAGCAUUUAAACACGUUUUUUUGGAGGAAGCAGCAGCCGUCUGGCAAGCCUCACAGCAUCGGGCUCGGCGUUCUCCUGUCGCGGGAGAAGUCGACGUUGAGUCCAUCGAAUAUCGACUGGGGCGGCUCGCCCUUGUAGCAGAUCUUGUAG